Molecule: messenger RNA, 909 nt
Organism: Hansenula ciferrii
Lineage: Eukaryota; Fungi; Ascomycota; Saccharomycetes; Phaffomycetales; Wickerhamomycetaceae
Exons: 1
Coding region: 1-909 (302 amino acids)
Source: RefSeq, a predicted model, not a curated record
AUGUUUUCUAUGCUCAAGAUAGGUUCCAUGCAUUCAGAUUUUUUUAUUCCAAUUUUGUUGUUUCAAACAAUUGAUACAGAUUAUACAUUCACUAAAAUUAGUCAAUUUCACAAGAGAAUCAAUAAAUCGAAACUUGCCAUGUUAAAUACCAUUUUAUUACCAUCUUUGAUGGAAUCAGAUUUAUUUAAUUUUGAAGUUGCUUACUUCCAGCCAACAGACAAUUUAAAGGCUGAGAUUUUCAAUUGUUUGAUGAAAAGGACAGAUCUGGUAUUAAAAGGUAUCAACCAUAGACUAAUGGAUAAUAAAGUUUUACUUGAAAAUAUUACCCAGUAUUUAGAGAUGUAUCUAAACUUGAGGAUUAGAUUAAUGAACUUAAAAUCUGAAAGAUUUAGCUACUAUUCCCAUCAUGAUAUUACUAAAAUUUUUGAAGAAAACACUGUAUUGGACAUUAGAGGAGAAAAUGAUAACAUGAACUUACUUAAAGGACCUGAUGAAAACCUAGAAAAUGCAACAAGAGAAGAUAUUAUUCUGGAUAUAAGUGAUCAUUUCAUUUCACAAAACUAUCAAAACAUUUUGUCUAAAUAUGUCAAAUAUUUUGUGCAUGGGGAAGAUAUGGAAUGUGAAAAAUGUUUAGAUAAGUUCAUUACAAAAAUUAUAGUGGAAUUAGAAGUACUGAUACUGAAUAUUGAUUCAGAAAAGUUGAUGGAGUGUUACAAAAUGAAAAAAAAUGACUUCAGAUUGGCUAUCAGCUUUAAAAUUGAGGAAAAAAUCACUUCUUUCAAAUCACUUCAUUGGUCUAAGAUAAAAUUUAUUCCAUUGCAAAAUUUAAUCAAUUUUUCAAAGUUGUCCCCAAAUGAAAAAUCAGCUAUAAUGAGUAUUCUUGAAGCACCAUCUGUUAAUUAUCAUUAG